UGGAAUGCAUUUGAAGAUCACAUGAUGAUUUUUGACGAAAAGACCGUACAAGUUUGGAGAGAUGCUUUGAAAAAGGUUGGAGCUAUGAAGGGAUGGCAUGUUACAAGCAAUGACGAGCAAGGUGAGAUAGCAAAUCUUGUUACUGGCGAUGUGUGGUCACAUCUAAGUAAGAUCAGUAAUGCGUUAGAGACUGAUAAGCUUAUCAGAAUUGAUGGUCACAUUGAAGCAGUAGAAGAAAGGAUGACCCUGGAGUCUCUAGAGAGGUCUAUGAUUGAGAUUGUGUUUGAUACCGAAAAGCAAAAAGUGUUCCGAAUGCAUGAUCAACUCAGAGAUAUGGGUAGGGAAAUUGUACGUCAAGAAAACAAAAGACAUCCAUGGAACAGAAGUAGGAUAUGGUUAGAGGAGAAUGAUGUUGAAAUGUUAUAUAACAAAAAGCGAACAAACACAAUCGAAGGCAUCAGAAUGAACCCAUCAUCCGAUGAUGGUGUUGUGGACGAGCUUGAGAUUGUGGCAAACCUUGAGAGCGAAUGCUUUAUGAAUUUAUCAGAGCUGAGAUACCUUGACGUACAAGCUAAGAUGCUCCCUAGUGACUUCACCGAUUAUCUUCCAAACUUGAGAUGGCUUCAAUGGAAGUCUGGAAAUUCUGAGUGCUUGCCUAAGUUUCGUGUGGAAAAUAUGGUGAUUCUCGAACUCUUAACUCCUGUAAAGGAUGAUUGGGGAGGUUUGAGACAUCUCGUGAAGGUAUGGGCUACCGUUUAAUAACAAAUCAUAAAUGGUACUUGUUGAGUUUCUUGAUUAAUAGUUACCGACUGACUAUCGUACAUGCUCUUGUUUUCCCCUAUUUUU
Molecule: messenger RNA, 846 nt
Organism: Linum tenue
Lineage: Eukaryota; Viridiplantae; Streptophyta; Magnoliopsida; Malpighiales; Linaceae
Source: the annotation of a GenBank genome assembly